GGGCACGGCGAGCAGCCAGUCGUCGUUUGCACUGCAUCGAAACUGACAGCGAGUGUUCGUAUAAACUGCUGUUUGGGUUUUUACGAUGUCAGCAAGCUUUUGGUGGCUAUUUCUCGCAUGAUAAAUUAGACUUCAGUCAGAUAAACACGCGGAAGCGGCGCGCGUUACAUUUCCGUCUCUCCCUGCGGCUAAAUACCGGACGGCUAGCGGCUAUGCUAAAGCUAACGGUUAAUGAACAACCCGUUUUUUUUUCAGAGAUAUCUACGUGCGAAUGAAACGAUUAUGUUUAUCGUGGUAUUUAUAUAUGUCGAAGAAUAAUGCGGAAACUUUGGUUAUGUAAUGAGACACUGUUGUCUGUGUUGAUCCCGUCAAUCGCGACUUUCUAUCUUUGUCAUCAUGUAAAAAUAGCGUUGAGUUGUAGCUUUUAAACGGAUUUGGCGACGGCUCGCCGCGAUCAGGAGGCAUCUGACACAGGGGAUGAGAGGAGAGCAGGUGCUGCGCUCCUGGCUGCGGACUCAGUGACUGUCUCUUUGGGCUCAGGAUGGCGCAGGGAGGGUCUCAGUUAGACUAUCACAUACUGCAGGACCUCAAGCAGCGCUUCCCAGAGAUUCCAGAGAAAGUAGUGUCUCAGUGCCUUCUUCAGAACAACAAUAACCUGGACCUCUGCUGCCAUCUGCUGGCUCAGGAGAGUAAUAGAUACCUGUAUGAGGAGUACCACAGCUCAGAUGACUUGCACAUAAACCAGAACCACAUGCUGCGUAUUAGCGUGGGUUACCCUGCUACUGAAGGGGUUAAAAAUAAUGCUGGUGGCCGAGCUUUGGUCCACAGUUCCAGCGACGGGCACAUCGAGCAUCCUCGAAGUGGUUUCCCCGAGCCCCUCUCCGCCCCAGCUACUAUGGCACCGUCACCCGGCUUCAACCCCUUCUUCAUGAACGAUCAAGGACGCUCGAACAUCCCCACCCCUCCACCCAGCAUCCAGGGCAUGUCGCCCACAUACCACCCUGUCCCACGUUACAUGUCCCCCAUAACAGUUACCCUCUCCCAGAACAUCCCCUCUGCCCCACAAGCGCUGCAGAUCCCCCCUGGUGCCUAUUGUAACAGUGGGAACACCGUGUACAUGCGUCCCUCACCGUCUCAAAGUCCUCAACCCACUCCCUGGUCCACAUCUGUGUACCAGCAGUCUCCUUACGCCACUCCGACAUACCCAUCCCCGUACAGUUCUCCCCAACAUCAGGUCCAGCAGCCGCCCCAGGUGUUUCUGCCCAUAAGUCCCCCCACUCUUCCUGGGCUGUCCUACCAGCAGCCGCCAGUUUCCCACAGGCCUUUUAUGUCCUCCAAAGGCCCUAUGAAGAACCAGAUAGAGAUCACACUGGAGGGACAACGACCACGGAGCAACUCCCCUGUACAUGCUCCACAGGGAUCGCUCUAUAUGGCCACCAGCCCUUCCCCGAGCUCCCCGUCCCGGGCCAUUAGUAUGACCGGACCCCUCGGGGCCUCCAUUCAUCAAGGAAUUUAUGUCCACCAGGGUGUGGUGAGGCCCCGGCCUGCAUCCUCUCCUCAGCCGGCCGGCUCUGCGUUCAUCAAGAUCAAAGUGUCCCCUGGACAGGUGCAGCGUUCCUCAAGUUCUCCACCAGUUGAGAGAGAAUCCCUCCUCAAUAUAGUGGACCAGGGCGAGCGCCACGGCGCCCCUCCUCCGAUCCUGCCCAUCUCUGCCCUGCCAGGGAACAUCUCCAGUCAGAUCAACCGCAUGCCUAGACGAUCCAGCUCCGGCUCGGAUGACUAUGCAUAUACUCAAGCACUGCUCCUGCACCAGCGGGCUCGGAUGGAGCGUCUGAUGAAAGAACUCAUGCUGGAGCGGCAGAAACUGGAGCAGUUGAAGGCGGAAGUGAAUGAAAUGGAAUUUGACGCCCUGCAGAGACGCUUCAGACGGGUGAACAGCACCAGCCUGAUCCCUCGGCCCGAGGAUAUGACCAGAAUUCGGUCGCAAAACAGACAGCUCCAGAUUGACAUUGAUUGCACCUUGAAGGAGACAGACCUGCUGCAGUCCAGAGGCAAGGUUGACGUGAGAACCAUGAACAACUUUUAUGAUAAUAUUCAGCCUGGCCCUGUUGUACCUCCAAGAGUUAAGCCUCCGGUCGUACAAAGGGACGAGGAUUUCGAAGGCGCUCAGUGGAACUGUGAAAGCUGCACUUUUCUUAACCACCCCGCGCUGCACCGCUGCGAACAGUGCGAGAUGCCACGCAACACUUGAGCCGGCUUCACCGACCCUUCCCGACAGGCCAUGAACCUCACUCUUCCUACUAAUCUUCUGUUCCAUCACGCAAAGUUUAAGUCCUGCCUAUCAUUUGGCGAUUUCUGUCCCUUGUGCCCUCAGCAUCACCCAGCAAUAACUGAGCCGGACCCCACAGAAGAAGACAACUACUCUAGUAAAAUAUUAUCCAAUCAGAAGCACCCUGUUACCUCGAGGAGCUUCCUGCACUUGUAUUUACUUUUUUUUUUCUUUUUCUACUGAAAGAUGUUUUAAAAGAGGAAGUAGGGUGACUUAAGAGAAACAAGGAAUUGAUUGAUUGGUGCUGGAGUGGACCGAGAAGGCGUGGUUUUAGGAGAGGGUGGAGUUCCAGAUGUUGAGGAGGUGUGGUUUACCAAGCUACCAUUCCAAGCAGAAUAAGACUGCCGCGUUUACACGGAAAAAGCCGACAAACAAUCCCGCAUAUGGGGCUUCUCUCACAACAUGAUACAUUUAUUGAGAUAACCAGGGGCUGAAGCAUUUUAAUGUAGACUUUACACUGUAUGUGCUCACUAUGAGCUCUUCUCAUGAAUGAAGAACACUACAAGACCUGCAUAUGAACCUAUACCUGGUACUUUUAUGCAUAUGACACACUGUAUUCUGUGUUUAAGAUGUUGAUUUCCUGUGCAAAUGCCUCAAGUUGCUGUACUUAAUAAAGGAUCUGAUUCUAUGUGACUAUA
Molecule: messenger RNA, 2967 nt
Organism: Cyprinus carpio (common carp)
Lineage: Eukaryota; Metazoa; Chordata; Actinopteri; Cypriniformes; Cyprinidae
Gene: tab3
Product: TGF-beta activated kinase 1 (MAP3K7) binding protein 3
Exons: 7
Coding region: 542-2251 (569 amino acids)
Cellular component (GO): extracellular exosome
Molecular function (GO): ubiquitin binding
Source: RefSeq, a predicted model, not a curated record